CCCGCCGGCAUCCUUGGCUCGACUUCCUUCUGCAGCGGGCGGCUGGCCCAGCUGGAGGAAGCGGCGGCGGCGGCCACGAUGAGUGCGGGCGACGCAGUGUGCACCGGCUGGCUCGUUAAGUCGCCCCCCGAGAGGAAGCUACAGCGCUACGCCUGGCGCAAGCGCUGGUUUGUCCUCCGGCGAGGCCGCAUGAGCGGCAACCCCGAUGUCUUGGAGUACUACAGGAACAAGCACUCCAGCAAGCCGAUCCGGGUAAUAGACCUCAGCGAGUGUGCAGUGUGGAAGCAUGUGGGCCCCGGCUUUGUUCGGAAGGAAUUUCAGAAUAAUUUCGUGUUCAUUGUCAAGACUACUUCCCGUACAUUCUACCUGGUGGCCAAAACUGAGCAAGAAAUGCAGGUGUGGGUGCACAGCAUCAGUCAGGUCUGCAACCUUGGCCACCUGGAGGAUGGCGCAGCAGAUUCCAUGGAGAGCGUCUCUUACACACCCUCCUCCCUGCAGCCAUCCUCUGCCAGCUCCCUUCAUACCGCCCAUGCUGCCAGCUCCUCCUUGCCAAGAGAUGACCCAAACACUAAUGCUGUAGCCACUGAGGAAACAAGAAGUGAGUCAGAGCUUCUCUUCCUUCCAGAUUAUCUGGUUUUGUCCAACUGUGAGACUGGAAGACUGCACCAUACCAGUCUACCCACCAGAUGUGAUAGCUGGUCAAACUCAGACCGUUCAUUGGAACAGGCUUCAUUUGAUGACGUUUUUGUUGACUGCCUGCAGCCGCUCCCGUCCAGUCAUUUGGUCCACCCCUCAUGCCAUGGCAAUGGAGCUCAGGAGGUGCCAUCCUCGAGGCCUCAGCCUGCCCUGAUCUGGAGUAGAGAAAUCAAUGGGCCACCCAGGGACCACUUGUCUUCUUCACCAUUGCUGGAAAGUUCCUUAAGUUCCACCAUUCAGGUAGAUAAAAAUCAAGGUUCCUUACCCUGUGGAGCAAAAGAACUAGACAUUAUGUCCAACACUCCACCUCCCCGCCCCCCUAAGCCAAGCCAUCUGUCUGAACGGCGCCAAGAGGAGUGGAGUACACACAGUGGCAGCAAGAAGCCAGAAUGCACUCUGGUUCCAAGAAGAAUCUCUCUCUCUGGUUUAGACAACAUGAGAACCUGGAAAGCUGAUGUAGAAGGCCAAUCCUUAAGACACCGAGACAAGCGACUUAGUUUAAAUUUGCCAUGCAGGUUCUCCCCAAUGUACCCCACAGCUUCAGCCAGUAUCGAAGACAGCUAUGUGCCCAUGAGCCCCCAGGCUGGUGCCUCUGGUCUUGGACCCCACUGCAGCCCUGAUGACUACAUUCCAAUGAACUCAGGAAGCAUCUCAAGCCAGUUGCCUGAGCUACCUGCAGACCUGGAACCUCCCCCAGUGAAUAGAGAUCUCAAGCCUCAGAGGAAACCACGGCCACCUCCUCUGGACCUGAGAAACCUCUCCACUAUCCGGGAACAUGCAUCUCUUACCAGGACCCGCACUGUGCCUUGCAGUCGAACCAGCUUUCUCUCUCCAGAAAGAAAUGGUAUUAAUUCUGCAAGAUUUUUUGCUAAUCCUGUUUCCAGAGAAGAGGAAGAAAGCUACAUCGAAAUGGAGGAGCACCGAACAACCAGUUCCCUGAGCAGUGGUGCUCUUAUGUGGACAAAGAAAUUCAGCCUAGAUUAUUUGGCCCUGGACUUCAAUUCAGCAUCACCAGCCCCCAUGCAGCAGAAACUUCUCCUUUCAGAAGAACAAAGAGUAGACUAUGUCCAAGUGGAUGAGCAGAAGACACAGGCUCUCCAGAGCACAAAACAGGAGUGGACGGAUGAGAGGCAAUCCAAAGUAUGAGAAACAGGGAAACUUGGGGCUCAGUUUGAGUUUUUUCUAUUUUUUUCUUUUCAACUAAAAACACACUGAUGGUCAACACAGGUCAAAACCAAGAGAGACUGUGUAGUUUUCAAGGUCUUGGCCAGAACCUUUAGGAAAGAAGACCUCUUUAUACAUUGAAGGAACAAAAGAAGGAAGCAGUUCCCUUCCUGAGGGGGCUCUGAGAGAAUCUAGCCUCCUCCCUGUCUUAUCGGAGCAAAGAUUGGAGUGAGUGUUGUGACCAACAGGAUUUUAUUGUUUGACUCCAAUACCUGAAAUUCUGACCUGUCUCCUGUGCUUCAAUGAGAAUGAUAAAUUAUCCUAGCAAAGGGGCCUCUGGAGCCCAUCUUGUUCCAGCCUCUGAAGACAGUUGAGGAGAUCAAGCCCAGUGAUGGUGGCAAAAUCUUACUCCAAGGACUUCAGCAGACUAGUCAUGUCAAUCCCCAAAGAAAGACAAGUGACAGGGGCAAUGGAUCUCAGGCUCUGAGAUAAGUAUAUCAGAUGACACUGGUGGCUCUAAGGACAUUGCAAUUAAGCAGCUACCUGUAGCCAGGUAUUCUGCUGCACUUGGCCUUUUCCCAUGCACCGUCUCAUGUCUUCUCUGAAAGACCUUGGAAGAUAGGCAUGGAAGAGACUGUUGAUGCCACUUUGAAGAAAAGAACACUGAGAACUAGAGGAGGGAAUGCUUUGCCCAAGAUUAUCACAAAGCCAAGACCCAGAGUCCGGCUUAGAAUACAGUUGUCCAGGCUGCCAAUUGCAAACUCAUUCCUCUACCUCAUACUUCCUCUGAGGAUUUUGACAAAAUGGAUUAAUUGGGUGAGCCUUGGAGACAUGUGGGAAACACCUGCAGACACAAAAUGUGUAGGGAUCUGAACAGUUUUGAUACUUGAAAGGUGUGCAUGUCAAGUGAGGGUUUCUUCGUGCGAUGUUCAACUGGAACUCUAUCAUCAGUAGUUACGAUUAGAAAUACCUACUGAUGGUCAAUCUGAAGGCCAUUCUCAUGGUCCCCUAUGCAGUGUGUUUCCCUGUGAGCUGGCUAAUGCUAGCAGAGGAAUUUUUACCACCUUGGGGAAGGCGUAGGUUGUCCCUGGCUAUCCUAUAAUGGGCCCAAGCUUUGGAGUGAUAGAGAAAAAUGACCAGGAAAAACCUAUGAAUUCCAUUCUUAGGUUUCCCAGCCAAUUGCUCCCCUCUGCUUGAGAAGUAACUAGGUACUGAGAGUACAAACACUCCCACUUUAUAAUGAGGGUGUCAUGUCACCCCUUCCUUUACAGGUCCUGGGGUCCAGGACACCCAGAAUGAAGGUGUUAGUUGGGCAUGAAGUGUUAUUUAAUGUCUGUUCUUGAUCCUUCUGAGCACCUACAGCUGGAAACUAAACAGAUACUGGUCCUGCAUUCUGACUGAGAUUUUGUCUUCUUUAUGAGGAUAGAUCAAAUUGGCAGUCAGGCCCAUGAUAGUCAGUGCAGUUGGGGCAGUUGUAGACUUUGCUACAGGAUUUCAGGGUUUCCAAUCACCCCACAGGUAAGUAAAUGCCAAAGUCUUCUUUUUUCAGACCAUACAAGAAGUCAUUUUGAUUUUCAAAGAAGCCAUAUUGAUUUUCAAAGAAGCAGGUUCUGGUGACAUUAUUUUCUUCCUUGGACAAAGUGGGGGAAAGUUUCUAAGUAUUUUAACUGAGUUCAGAGUCCUUAGUGAGCCUGGACAGAGCAAGGAGAGGUCUCCCCACUCCCUAAGCCCCACAGCCAGCUCUGCAUCACCACACACAGCCAAAGCCGGUGAGGAGCUGCCUUCUUCCCCAUGUGACUUGCAAAGAGACUCAGGCAAGAAACCAGGGCUUCAAACUGCCAGUUCCCACGUGUGGAGCACUUGUGUUAGGAUCACUGAUUAUCUGACAAAGGCUGAUGCAGAAAAAAAUUGUAGGCCCAAGUGUCAAGAACCACACCAGAUUGGAGAUAGAAAAGAAUAGCUGAAAUUAUGUCAGUAGUGAAAUGUCACUCAAUUGACACCCCCCCAAAAAGAAAAGAAAUCUGUUUCUACAAAACAUUUCCAGAAACGUAUUUAUAGCAUGAAGAAAUACACACAUGGGUAGUGUGACCUGUUUGGAUGUAAUUACUGAAAAAUGGAAUGCUCUGAAUAGGCAUUCUCUGCAUUAAAGGUAUGGAAGGUGAUAGGGGUCAGAAUUUUAAAAUUUUAAUUUUGAAAAUGGUGACUCACCCCUCAUUUCCAGAGUGUAUGCAAUUGUGUCCUGCUUUGAUGACUGUUAGAGGAUGGCUAUGCAAAAGCAUAAUGAUUCAAGGAAACAAAGUACAGGUAGUUUUUGAGCUGACACCAGCAAAGGUACCAUAAGUCAAAAUAUUGGUUUUGGUGGAGAUGAUCGAUGUGUGUGUGUGAGAGAGAGCUAUGUUUCUGACCAAGGGCCUGAUGUUUGUUACAGAAAUGAUCCCAGAGACCUACAAGAUGUGGGAAUCAGCAUAACAGGGCAAUGCAGCAAUUAACCCCACUUUGUUUUCUGUAGUUCCUUUUUGUUUCAUUUUCUUCUGUCUCAUCGCGUUAGAAAAUUCCUCCCAGUCAGGAGUUGUCCAGUGCAGGACAGGGGACCCAAGGGUCUCAAGCCUGCAAGUCCAGAAGGUGACAAACCCAGGAGCACUGGGAGUUAAGCUUUCCUUGGGGAAGGAAGAGCCUUGAGGUCCAGCACACAGCCUGGCUCUAAAGGCACGAAGCGACCUGCCCACCGCACAGUCCACUUCACAGGAUCAGCUGAAUCAUGACCUUUAAAAGUUCCAAGUUGAACCUGAAGGCUGAAGGCUGUCCUCAGACCUGGCUUUUUCCUCAGUCCCUGUUCAUACCAUCUCUGCACCCCCAAUCACACUGAUUUUUCAAAUUCAUUUUGUUUUUACUGUUUCAUUUCUGGUGUUAAUAAAAGUCUUAUAAGGAG
Molecule: messenger RNA, 4789 nt
Organism: Chlorocebus sabaeus (green monkey)
Lineage: Eukaryota; Metazoa; Chordata; Mammalia; Primates; Cercopithecidae
Gene: GAB3
Product: GRB2 associated binding protein 3
Biological process (GO): signal transduction
Cellular component (GO): cytoplasm
Molecular function (GO): signaling adaptor activity
Source: RefSeq, a predicted model, not a curated record